AUAGCACAGUACGCAGGUACGCGCAGCAGUUCUUUUGAGAGCGCUCAGCUAGGACCGGCAUCAGCAAAUCGGCUCGCCUCUUGGGGUCCGGGUUUCAGUUGCCCCUACCUGACCGACUUGCCACCCUUCCAUUAUUAUUUUGCCACUGUUGCUCGGGCACUUGGUUCACUUCUCGCCCGGGCCCUUCUUCGGUCGGCCUCGGGGCAAUGGCGACGUUGACGAGGACAACGCCCGCCAUGAACCAAGCACAGUCGCAGACACCACCGCGGAAGAAUGAGCGAUGGGGUCCGGAAAUAUACCUGCACUUCGAGUUCAGGUUCUCCUGGGGCAAGAAGGACCAGCCGCCCAAGAACCAUCAGAUCACAUACCGAUCCCGCGGUCCACGCGAGAGGGCACCCGCCUUCCCACGACAGGUCCCGGCACCCAACACCAACUACCUCGCCGCCGUCCGCGCCUUCGACUACAGGCAGUCGAGGAUGCGCGAGCUGCGCCAGCACUAUGCCAACAACGACCCCAACAGGCAUCACCAGAUGCAGGAGUACUACCAGGUCGACCAACCACGGACGUACCUCCCGGUGCCCGUGAUACGCGAACCUGAGCGGCCAACCCGGGCCGAUGCCCAGCCCUCCCACGAGCGGGGACGCUCAGCACCGCCGCCCAUCGGGGAGAAUCCGUGGGACGUGAGCGUUCCUCCUUUGCCCAGGCCGUCCGCCGGCGAGAUCAGGCGGAAGCCGCUGCCGGCGCCGCCGUCCCAGUUCCGCCUGGGAGAGGGCGGCCAGCCAUGGUCGACGUGGUCGAUGCCAGUAGGCUACGACCCGGACACGCACCCCAAGGACGACGAGGAAGGAGAGGAGGGGGCUCGCGCCCGGUCCGUCUCGGGGCCGACGGCGGACCGCAACUCGACGACGUACGCCACCAACCCGACCAUGGUGUCCACCUUCUCGCCCGAGCCGGUCGCGCGGGCCCGCGACGUCGAGACCGGCCGGGCGCGCGAGCUCGGCGCGCUCUCGGCCGCCAUGAUGACGGUCGACAACGGCUUCGAGAACCAGUGGUGGUACCAGGGCCGCCGCGAGACCGUGGCCAGCGCCAGCGCCGACGACCGGCCCCGCACGCCCGGCAACAACAACGACAACAAAAACGACAACAACAACAACGACGGCGCCGACGACGAGAGCCCGCUCGAGCACCAGCCGCGCUGGUCCACGGGGCCCAUGACCCCCGUCACGCUGAGCCCGGAGGACCCCUCGGCGACGCCCAUGCGCCCGACCGCCGGCGUCGUCUCGCCCCUCACCGAGGCCGCGCUCACCCCCGCCCAGGUCCCCGCGUCGCUGCUGCAGAGGACCAUGUCGACGAGGUCGGAGGAGCUGUGGUUCCAUGAGAAGGGUCAAUAGCGAUGGGGACCGGGGACCAACC
Molecule: messenger RNA, 1413 nt
Organism: Thermothielavioides terrestris NRRL 8126
Lineage: Eukaryota; Fungi; Ascomycota; Sordariomycetes; Sordariales; Chaetomiaceae
Exons: 1
Coding region: 237-1391 (384 amino acids)
Source: RefSeq, a predicted model, not a curated record